Portunus trituberculatus (swimming crab) is the source of this 2065-nucleotide messenger RNA. It is a transcript of the gene Sec61alpha, whose product is annotated as protein transport protein Sec61 subunit alpha. Gene Ontology annotation, biological process: SRP-dependent cotranslational protein targeting to membrane, translocation; post-translational protein targeting to membrane, translocation. The record is from RefSeq and is a predicted model, not a curated record. NCBI's taxonomy places the organism in Eukaryota, Metazoa, Arthropoda, Malacostraca, Decapoda, Portunidae. The transcript has 10 exons. Gene Ontology annotation, molecular function: ribosome binding; transmembrane protein transporter activity; signal sequence receptor activity. Gene Ontology annotation, cellular component: membrane; Sec61 translocon complex. Bases 149 to 1582 code for a protein of 477 amino acids.
CAGAAGAGGAAGUGACAUCACGGCCGUGCGGCGCGGCCCUCUGGUGGCAGUGGUGAACGUCACUGACACGUCGCUUCAGUGGCUCAGUGGCCGGCAACGAGGAGGGUGGUGUACUGUGGUGACUCAAUACUCGCCUCACUCUACCACCAUGGGCAUAAAAUUCCUUGAGGUGAUAAAACCGUUCUGUGCGGUUCUGCCUGAAAUCCAGAAGCCAGAACGUAGAAUUCAGUUCAGAGAAAAAGUAUUAUGGACGGCCAUUACCCUCUUCAUCUUCUUGGUCUGCUGCCAGAUUCCCUUGUUUGGGAUCAUGAGCUCAGAUUCUGCCGAUCCAUUCUACUGGAUCCGUGUCAUCCUGGCCAGCAACAGAGGAACCCUCAUGGAGUUGGGUAUUUCACCCAUUGUUACGUCCAGUCUAAUUAUGCAGCUCUUGGCAGGAGCAAAGAUCAUUGAGGUGGGUGACACACCCAAGGAUCGUGCCCUGUUCAAUGGAGCUCAGAAGCUGUUUGGUAUGAUGAUCACCAUUGGCCAGGCCAUCGUGUAUGUGAUGACUGGCAUGUACGGUGAUCCCUCAGACCUUGGAGCUGGUGUGUGUCUUCUCAUCAUCAUCCAGCUGUUUGUUGCUGGACUCAUUGUGCUGCUGCUGGAUGAACUGCUGCAGAAGGGUUAUGGUCUUGGCUCUGGUAUUUCCCUCUUCAUUGCCACCAAUAUCUGUGAAACCAUCGUAUGGAAGGCCUUCUCUCCUGCCACUGUAAACACCGGACGUGGCACAGAGUUUGAAGGUGCAGUCAUUGCCCUCUUCCAUCUCCUGGCUACCAGACAAGAUAAGGUGCGAGCCCUGCGUGAGGCCUUCUACCGCCAGAACCUGCCCAACCUCACUAACCUGCUGGCCACCGUCCUCAUCUUCGGCAUCGUCAUAUACUUCCAGGGCUUCCGAGUGGACCUUCCCAUCAAGUCUGCUCGCUACAGAGGACAGUAUUCCUCUUAUCCCAUCAAGCUCUUCUAUACUUCCAACAUUCCCAUCAUUCUGCAGUCUGCUCUGGUGUCCAACCUUUAUGUCAUCUCUCAGAUGUUGGCAGUAAAGUUCCAGGGCAACUUCUUUGUUGGCCUGCUGGGAGUGUGGGCCGACACUGGCUCUGGAGGUCCUGGUCGGGCCUCUUACCCUGUUGGUGGCUUGUGUUACUACAUGUCUCCACCAGAGUCCUUUGGCCACAUUCUUGAGGACCCAAUCCAUGCUUUCAUCUACAUUGGGUUCAUGUUAGGCUCCUGUGCUUUCUUCUCCAAGACCUGGAUUGAAGUGUCUGGAUCAUCCGCUAAAGAUGUUGCCAAGCAGCUGAAGGAGCAGCAGAUGGUGAUGCGUGGCCACCGUGAGAAGUCCAUGAUCCAUGAACUGAACCGUUACAUUCCUACUGCUGCUGCCUUUGGUGGUCUCUGCAUUGGUGCACUCUCAGUGUUGGCCGACUUCCUCGGUGCAAUUGGAUCAGGAACGGGUAUCCUGCUUGCUGUGACGAUCAUCUACCAGUACUUUGAGAUAUUCGUAAAGGAGCAGAGUGAAAUGGGUGGUAUGAGUACCUUACUAUUCUAAGCCCACUGUAAAGAUGUGAAUGUUUUCUUCAGGAAAGACAAGUGGUGCAUAUUGAGAAACUACCAGUAAGUGGAAGGUGUUUGUAUGAAAUGGUAGUUUGCUGAAAUUAUUGUGCUGUUUGGGUAACGCCUCCCAUGUCUUGAUUUUACACGAAAGGUUAUUUAUUUUCCUCGUAUCGAUGGAAUGAGGGUUGUGUGGAUGAGAAACAAGGACAUAGUUUAUCAAAGGUUUACUUAAUACUGUUUCAACUGUUUGGGGGGAGAAAUAUUGCAACUAUUUUUGGGGAUAUGUAUUAUUGUAAGAAAUCAGUUUCUUGAAGUGAAAACUAACUGGAGGGUAGUGUGUCUGUCACGAAUAGAGGUGUCUUCUGUGAUUGAAUGAGUGGUAGAGAGAGUGAGAGGGAGAAUGAGUUGGUGCAAAUGUUUGUACUUUUUACAAGUAGUAGACAUAAGAUGUAAUAAUUCAAUAAAACAUGAGUAAAAA